Molecule: messenger RNA, 1430 nt
Organism: Arabidopsis lyrata subsp. lyrata
Lineage: Eukaryota; Viridiplantae; Streptophyta; Magnoliopsida; Brassicales; Brassicaceae
Product: senescence/dehydration-associated protein At4g35985, chloroplastic
Exons: 5
Coding region: 106-1230 (374 amino acids)
Cellular component (GO): plasma membrane
Source: RefSeq, a predicted model, not a curated record
UUCCAAGAAAGAUUUUUAAUAAUCUCAUCCUCUGUUUCAAGAUUACAAAGCCUCUUAGAGGAGAGCAUCACUGUCAAACAAAAAAAAAAACAAGCAGACAAGAAAAUGGGAUGUUUCGGACCAUCAAAGACUUCAAGAACAAGAAACCAUGAAAAAGAAACGAUGACACGACAAAACCCAUCUCCUCAACCUCAAACCAUGAGAACUGAAGAAGUUCUGUUGCAGAUUCCUAGAUGUAGAGUCCAUCUCAUCGACGAGUCUGAAGCCGUGGAGCUUGCUUCCGGUGAUUUCAAGCUCGUUAAGGUCUCAGACAACGGUGUGACUCUAGCUAUGAUUGUAAGAAUCGGACAUGACCUUCAGUGGCCAGUGAUUAGAGACGAGCCAGUGGUGAAACUCGACGCACGUGACUACCUCUUCACACUUCCGGUUAAAGACGGUGAUCCACUUAGCUACGGGGUCACUUUCUCCGGCGAUGACAGAGACGUAGCCCUCGUGAACAGUCUGAAGUUGCUAGACCAAUUUUUGAGUGAGAAUUCUUGUUUCUCGUCUACGGCUUCGAGUAAGGUUAACAAUGGAAUCGACUGGCAAGAGUUUGCACCGAGGAUUGAAGACUAUAACAACGUUGUUGCUAAGGCUAUUGCUGGAGGAACAGGGCAUAUCAUUAGAGGAAUCUUUAGUCUCAGUAAUGCUUACUCUAACCAGGUUCACAAGGGAGGUGACAUAAUGAUUACAAAGGCUGAGGAGAGUCAGAGAAAUGGAGGUUACAAUAAUGGAAACUCCAGUGGUAAUGAGAAGAAAAAUGGAAUCAACACAAACCUUCAACGAGUGAGGAAGCUGUCAAAGGCGACUGAGAAUCUGAGCAGGACGAUGUUGAAUGGUGCGGGAGUUGUGAGCGGCUCUGUGAUGGUCCCUGUGAUGAAGUCGAAACCGGGGAUGGCCUUCUUCUCAAUGGUUCCAGGGGAAGUCCUCUUGGCUUCACUUGACGCCCUUAAUAAAAUACUAGAUGCAACUGAAGCCGCGGAGAGACAAACUCUAUCUGCUACAUCCAGGGCUGCUACCAGAAUGGUCAGUGAGAGGUUUGGAGAGAACGCAGGGGAGGCGACGGGAGACGUUCUAGCAACAGCGGGCCACGCGGCUGGAACUGCCUGGAAUGUUCUCAAGAUCCGCAAGACUUUCUAUCCUUCAUCUUCUCUCACAUCCGGGGUCGUCAAGAAUGCUCCAAGAAAGUGAUAUAUUGUGUCUUAUAGUUUCAACUACUUUAUCAAUGUAUGAUCGAUGGAAAACCCAAAACCCAAGCUCAGUUUUUAUAUACUACAUAAUGUGGACUCAUCAGCUAUAGUGUGUAAUAUAUAAUGUAUUAUUGGGUUACUCAAAAUAUCAUAAGCUCUACAAAGUCUGUCAAGUUUUAUGACAAUGACUGGAUUGAUUAA